Messenger RNA from Lipotes vexillifer (Yangtze River dolphin), 2571 nucleotides. RefSeq names its product coiled-coil domain-containing protein 87-like. The transcript has a single exon. NCBI's taxonomy places the organism in Eukaryota, Metazoa, Chordata, Mammalia, Artiodactyla, Lipotidae. The record is from RefSeq and is a predicted model, not a curated record. The coding region runs from base 1 to 2571 and encodes 856 amino acids.
AUGGAGCCGUAUAAGCCCGAGCCCGAGUUCCAGCGGUUUUACCACCGGUUGCUGCGUCCGCUGUCGCUCUUCCCCCGCACGACGACGCGCACAGAGUCUCAGAAGCGCCUCUCGCAGGAGGUCCUGAUGCUGCUGCCCCUACCGGUCUCACGGCUGACGGUGGCGUCGCUCUGCCGCCAGGUAGCGGAGCGGCUGGCCAACAGCGGGCUGGAGGCGCGCGCGCCUCGCAAGGUACGACUCCGUUUCACCGAGGUCAUCCUGGAUGAGCUAAAGUGCAGCUGGCAGGAGCCCCCCACCGAACCUGGUCUGAGCCACCGGAACAAUCAGAGACUGCGGGAGCGGCUCCUGGUCUACGUGCUGCUCAGCAGCGAGCAGCUCUUCGUACGCUACCUGCACCUUCAGAAGAUCAUGUCGACCCCCGCAGCUGUCUUCACCGAAUCAGCCACGCUCACCCGGUUGGCCGCCAGCCUCGCCAGGGACUGCACAGUCUUCCUCACCGGCCCCGAGGUCUACCGUGGCCUGCUCGCUGACUUCCGCGCCCUGCUGAAGGAAGGGCAGGUCCAAGUCUGCGUGCCCAGACUGCGCCCCCUCGGCCCCCCUGCGGCUUCCAGGCUCUGCCCUAUCCCAUGGAAUCACAGCACUGGCUUUGCCCAAGUGCCGUAUUUCAACCUCAGCCUGAACUACCUCAUCCAACUCAGCCGCCCGCGAGAGUUUGUCCGUGAGCCUGAACCGGACCCAGUGAAGGAACUGAAGCCCAUUCCCCAGCUGAAGAAGAAGCCUGUCUGCCGUCUGUCCACCAUGCAAAAGCGGAGAGAAAGCAACUUCAGUUCACAGAUUGCCUCACUGCCUGGGUCCUCUGUGGCUACCCCCAGCCAGGUUCCCCCCACCUCCCACUUGCCCCUCUCCUCCCAGCUCCAGAGGGGCCAGUCCAUGCCCUCUCUGCGUGAGGGCUGGAAACUAGCAGAUGAGUUGGGCCUUCCUCCAUUCUCUCCUCGCCCCUUAACCCCACUGGUCCUGGUUGCAGAGAGCAAACCGGAGCUGGCAGGGGACACUGUGGCUGAGGACCUGAAGCAGAGGAUGAAGAACAUGCAAUUGGGGUGGUCUCACUACUCACUGCUGGACUCGGGCCUGCCCCCACUCUUGGGGGCCCUGACCUACCGCCCAGCUGCAUCACAUCACAUGGAAGAGCUGCAGAGAAUGUUGAAGGGCCUCGAGGAGAAGGAAGCCUCAAAGCAGUGGAGCCUCCAGUCCCCCAGAUCCCAUCCACUUGAACCACAGCCAGUGACUGUUACUUUGAAGCUAAGAAAUCAGGUGGUCCAGGCAGCUGCUGUACAGGUCUCAGCAAGAAACUUUUUGGAUUCCUUCCACGUUGAGGGGCCUGGAGUCCUAUACAACCACCUGGCGGGUGAACUGGAACCCAAACUUAUCGAGGAAAUGGAUACUGAUUGCACUUUUGGCAGUAGCAUCAGGGAGGUGUACAAGGAGCUGAUGAGCCGUGUCUCUAAUGACCACUUCUCUUUUGACCAGGGGCCCCUGGUUGAGCCUGCAGCCAAUAAAGACUGGUCAGCCUUCCUAUCCUCAGCCUUUCUACGUCAAGAAAAACAGCGUCGUAUCAUCAACACCAAGCUGGCUGGACUUUAUUCCCUGAGAGCUAACACUUUACAGUCCAACCCUGAUAAGAUGUCCUCCUUCACAUCACUGCAAGCAAGUAAAAGCUGGGAGAAGUGGUCAAACAAGGCCUCAUGGCUGAACUGGUGGAAAACGACUUUGUCUGUGGGUGACUACUUUAAGUACCUCACCACCCAGGAGACAGAUUUCCUCCAUGUCAUCUUCCAAAUGUAUGAAGAGGAGGUUCCUGUGGAGAUCGUGGCCCCUGUCAGAGAGUCCCUAAAGAUUCAGCACCCACCUCCCUUGCUAGAAGACGACGAGCCAGACUUUGUGCCAGGGGAGUGGGAUUGGGACACAGUGCUGGAGCACAGGCUGGAAUCUAAGAACAACAGCCUCCUGGAAGACUCUCACAAAAUCCUGAGCCUGCGUCUGGAGCGGCUGUGGUCCAUGCUUGAGGUCCCUGACAAAGACCGGCUGGACAUGGCCAUCAAGUACAGCUCCAACGCCCGCCUGAGGCAGCUGCCGUCACUGGUGAGUGCCUGGGAGCAGGCCUUGCAGCCCAUUCAGCUGCGGGAGAUAUUGCUGGGGAAACUGGAGUGGUUUGAGCGACAAGCCUCCGACCCUAACCGCUUCUUCCACAAGACCGACAUGGGCCUGAGUCGCUUCCUGGGGGAGAAUCGGGUCCGCAACCAUCUCCAUAAGAGGCUCGGUCUAGUGGAGGCUCCUUUGGUUCCCCUCCUGGAGGAGAUCGAGUUAGUCUUUGGUGAGCCGGUGACCUUCAAGGGGCGGCGCUACCUGGACAAGAUGAAGCAUGACAAAGUGGAAAUGCUCUACUGGCUGCAGCAGUGGCGGCGGGUCCACCACCUGGUCCGGGCCAAGAGGGCCUCCCAUCAGUCAGCCCUGUCCAGGAAGCUCAGCAGCCAGCCUUUAAUAGCCCCUGGGAAUACGCCCAUUACUCUUUGA